Molecule: messenger RNA, 1570 nt
Organism: Gilbertella persicaria
Lineage: Eukaryota; Fungi; Mucoromycota; Mucoromycetes; Mucorales; Choanephoraceae
Product: ClpP/crotonase-like domain-containing protein
Exons: 6
Coding region: 22-1542 (506 amino acids)
Biological process (GO): L-valine catabolic process
Cellular component (GO): mitochondrion
Molecular function (GO): 3-hydroxyisobutyryl-CoA hydrolase activity
Source: RefSeq, a predicted model, not a curated record
AUUCGAGAAAAAAUAUUUGUCAUGAGUCGCCUUAUUUUAAGACAGUUGAAUAUCACAGAGAAGCGUUCUUUUUCUCUUUUAAAAAACAACCGAGUUCUUACUCAGUUUGCCACCCGUCCUUUAACUAUGUCUACUGCCACUAGACGUUUAAAUCAAACUAAGAACUAUUUCAAUCCUGCUGCCAAUCAUCAAUUCAAAAAGAUGUCUACUGUAUCUAACUUGGAAGCUGUUCAAGCUGAAGUGAUUCCCAAAAGUAAUUUAGCAGUACGCGAAAUUGUUUUGAACCGUCCUAAAAAGUUGAAUGCUUUGAACAUUUCUAUGGUUCGCGCUAUCAAACCUGAACUUCAAGCGUGGGAAAAGUCUGAUUUAGCAAAGAUUGUUUUACUCAAAAGUUCUGGUGGAAAAGGCUUUUGUGCCGGGGGUGACGUGAAGACUGUUGUUGAUUUAGCUGAUGCUAAAGAUCCUAAUGCCACCAAGUUUUUUGAAGAAGAAUAUCAAUUAGACCAUUUGAUUGCUACACUCGACACGCCUUAUGUUGCCAUUAUGGAUGGCAUCACCAUGGGCGGCGGUGUUGGUCUGUCUGUGCAUGCUCCUUUCCGUAUUGCCACUGAAAACACAUUGUUUGCCAUGCCCGAAACUGCUAUUGGUUUCCUUCCUGAAGUAGGUGGAUCCUUCUUUUUGUCUAGAUUAGAUGGCCAACUUGGUCUUUACCUUGGUUUGACGGGCAAGCGUCUUAAGGGCACUGAUGCCUUGUAUGCUGGUGUUGCUACCCACUAUGUUCCUUCCUCUCGUCUUGGAGCAUUAGAAGCUCGUUUAGCUGAACUCGACAAUGCUACACACGACAUGGUCAACCAAGCCAUUGAAGAAUUCUCUGCUGAAUUAGACAACGAACCUGCCUUUUCUUUAUCAGGUGAAGUGCGUCAAGCCAUUGACCGUUGCUUCAAAUACGAUACCAUUGGUGAAAUCAUGACAGCCCUUGAAAAAGAACCCGAGAACGACUGGACCAAGGAAACACUCAAGCUGAUGCGCUCCAUGUCUCCUACCUCACUCAAGGUGACUUUGCAACAAAUCCGUAAUGGUGCCAGUUUAAGUUUAGCUCAGUGUUUUAAGAUGGAAUACCACCUUGUUCAAAAAUUCUUGCAAGGACAUGAUUUCAAGGAAGGUGUUACUGCCACUUUAGUCACACGCUCAAAGCCCAACUGGGUGCCCAGUGAAUUAAGCCAAGUGGACGAUCUCAAGAUCAAAAAAGACUAUUUUGAUUCACCUUCAUCUCAACGCUUAGAAUUAUUAUCCAACCGUGACUACAAGAAUUAUCCUCACCGUAAAUAUAUGCUGCCUUCAGAAGAAGACAUUAAGCGUGUUGUUACGGGUGAAGCUGCUGAUGUUGGUCAAUAUGCUUUGAACCGUCAACAAGUCGUUGAUCAUCUUGUUAGAGAACGUCAAGGAAAGCAAGGUGUUACACAAAAGGUCUUGGAAGUAUUGGAUCGCAAGACUGUAGAAAACAAAAAAGAUGACAACAAGAGCUUGAAAUGGGUUUAUUAAAGAAAAUAAAUAAAUAAAAAGUCUAGGG